GAGAGUGUAAAAGAGAGAGAGAAAGUGCAAGGGACAGACGUGGAGCCGAGCUGAGGGAGCCACGCAGACGUGGAUCUGAGAGGAGAGAGCAAGAAAGAGAACGAGAGAGAGAGACAAACAGUAUCCUGAGAGGAUCUGAGAAACACAGUGGGACCUGACCUUCCUCCAUUUGGUUUCUCACCUAGAGAAAGGAAAGUUAAAACUCCACAUGGGACUUUAAUGACAGAGGAGCCACGCCAUACUGGACUGGAGUGCAUCGGAGUCAAAGGAUUUAGAGAGAGAUACUGAGGUAACACUUGUUACUUUUUUCCCCGUGUGAUCAUUGAACUAUCCAUGCAUGUCCAGGUGUCACGGUAGUAAACAAAGCCCCGAGUAGAGAUAGAGCUAGUUGACUGUUGGAACUGCAGAGCACAGUGACCAUGUCCUUCGCCAUGGUGCGGCCGGCGCCCAACCGGUACCUAUACUCAGACAUCUCCAUGUUGUCCGAGGACGAGGAGAAUGGAAGCGAGAGCUCGGGCUCGGACGACCGCUCCUUUAGGCUGGACGCCAGAGGCUAUGACAUCAAGGUCGGGGGCCGCAAACGGAAGCCGGGCAGUGCUGGAGCAGGGCGUCUGGGAGGGGGUCAGCUCCCGCCUCAGAUGUUGCUCUCGCAGGACGGCUCCAUCUCUCCAACGACUGGGCUGCCGCGGCAGCGCAACGCAGCCAACGCGCGGGAACGGGACCGCACCAACAGCGUGAACACGGCCUUCACCGCCCUGCGGACCCUCAUCCCCACCGAGCCAGCCGACAGGAAGCUGUCCAAGAUCGAGACGCUGCGGCUGGCGUCCAGCUACAUCUCCCACCUGGGCAACGUGCUGCUGGUCGGGGAGACAUGCGGGGACGGGCAGCCAUGCCAUGCUGGAGCGACCUCCUCUGCCCACUAUUUACAUCAGCAUGGAUCCCCGGCCCACGACGCAGAGAACUCCCAGCCUAAACAGAUCUGCACAUUCUGCCUCAGUAACCAAAGGAAAAUGAGCAAAGACAGAGACAGGAAAACUGCUCUAAGAAGUUAAUAUCUGGAGGACGACAGAGGGAAGAAACUGACUUGAUGAGCACAGCAUAUGAACCAGAACUGUGGACCAGAAACGUGACAUUCUUAAAGGUGUACAUAAAUCAAAAUCUGUAUUUAAUUAUACGCCCCCCCCCCCCCCCCCCCCCAAA
This is a messenger RNA of Salvelinus namaycush (lake trout), 1200 nucleotides long. RefSeq names its product scleraxis bHLH transcription factor a (gene scxa). Gene Ontology annotation, molecular function: protein dimerization activity; RNA polymerase II transcription regulatory region sequence-specific DNA binding; DNA-binding transcription factor activity, RNA polymerase II-specific. The transcript has 2 exons. NCBI's taxonomy places the organism in Eukaryota, Metazoa, Chordata, Actinopteri, Salmoniformes, Salmonidae. Bases 420 to 1052 code for a protein of 210 amino acids. The record is from RefSeq and is a predicted model, not a curated record. Gene Ontology annotation, biological process: developmental process; regulation of transcription by RNA polymerase II.